Molecule: messenger RNA, 1293 nt
Organism: Opisthorchis viverrini
Lineage: Eukaryota; Metazoa; Platyhelminthes; Trematoda; Opisthorchiida; Opisthorchiidae
Exons: 8
Coding region: 1-1293 (430 amino acids)
Source: RefSeq, a predicted model, not a curated record
AUGUCAGAACUCGUGGACCUUCACCAGGACCUGUUGCAACGAAAACAAAGUAUCUAUCGCUUACUCAACAAUGCCGGUCAAAACAUCCAACACUGCCUCGAUAGACAGACUCAUCUACAGCAUCGAUCGGUUCACCUGCAGGCGCGAGGUUUGAGUUUGAUCCCACUCAAUCUCGCAGGCCCAGAUGUGAUUCGUAUCACUCGUCUAAACGACUGGAAGGUACUUACAAAUAAGGUCGAAUUUGACACUACUCAAAGAGGGAUGUCGGACCUGGUCACAAGCGUCACACCGAUCCUCAGGCGAGUACCCAGUCAAAUGCUGUUUACGAAAAUCCUGCAGGCAAGUAUGGUCGCAAGCAAAAACAACAGCCAGAUUUGGUUACAUCCACCUAAAACCCACGCUGGUCUGUCAAACCUGAACGCUCACAUAUUUCUGGACAUGGUCACAACCAUUGGAACUGUGUUAGAGAGCGAAGGUGGAAUAAAAUUGAAUGGACUACUUCUACAACCAGGUACAAGAGUCGAGAAACUGCACAAUGUCCACGAGCUUUUCGCCGUGUUAAGGCGAUUGAACGUCCGUUUGGGCAACCUACAGCCCGAAGAUGUGAUGAGUGGCGAUAAAGAUACCAUUAUCCAACUCAUCUACGCAAUCUCUUCACAUUUCACGCGCCCCACACGUGGACGGAGGUCCGUGAGUCCAGGACAUCGAAUGUUUGAUGGUCGAGGAGCUGUCGAUGAUGAUGAUGAUGAUGACGAUGAUGAUGAUGAUGAUGACGAUGAUGAUGAUGAUGAUGACGAUGAUGAUGAUGAUGAUGACGAUGAUGAUGAUGAUGAUGACGAUGAUGAUGAUGAUGAUGACGAUGAUGAUGAUGAUGAUGGUGAUGAUGAUGAUGACUAUGAUGUGCAUCUGGAGACAUUUACCAGCCUUGACAAAUGGAAGAAGGGAGACAAAAGCAAACCAAGCAAAUCACAUAGCAAGUUUAGCGACACUACGCUUACACGAUCACCUCCACGUCACACUCCAAUGGGCCGUUUCACGCCAACUUAUCGUUGCGAUCCUCCUCUGGGUUGUUCUACGACUGACAAUCGUCCGCAGAGCGAACACUACACGGAAAUAAUCAAUCCAGUCUAUUCACAUCAGUUCAUCGGUCCAACUGUCUACGAUCAACAGUCAGGUCGGACAAGUCCUCGUUCCCGAAGUACCAUGACAAUGCUCUUCAGUGGACAACGAUCCCCAACCGGAAUGAGGAGGUGCGCAUCGCGAGAAAGUGUACUUCCUCCGCAAGUUCCCUGA